This is a messenger RNA of Cuscuta campestris, 2215 nucleotides long. The record is from the annotation of a GenBank genome assembly. NCBI's taxonomy places the organism in Eukaryota, Viridiplantae, Streptophyta, Magnoliopsida, Solanales, Convolvulaceae.
CCAUCUUCCUUCCUUUUUGGUGUCCCCCUCAGCAAUCACUGAGAGAUACUCCGUACAUUAAACAAGAAAGAGAUCGCCCUAAAGUCAAACUACACGCCUGGGUGGAAUAUCAAAUCAAUUGAAUAGUAAAGCAAGCAAUUCACUGAUGGCGAAUAUAUAUAUGUCCUUGAGGCCUGCCGUCCGGUGUCACCUCCGCCGCGAGACUCUCUCAGCUCCGCCGUAAGUUUUCAGUCCUCCUUCGGUUCGGACGUCCGGUUUUCCAAGAUCAUACAUUGUUGGAAUCAAGAACAAGCAUUAGCCACUGGUGAAAUUCCAGCAACUUCAUAUGGCUGAGAACAUGAAUAAUAGUGUUUCAAAUGCGUCACAGCAUGAGAAAUGUGGAACUCAUUGGCUUUUCCAUGGCAAAACUGCGCUUGACAAUGGUCUGCGUGCCUUCCUCUAUUUCGUGGCUCUUUUCUAUUGUUUCGUUGGCUUGUCGGCCAUCACCUCUCGGUUUUUUCGGUCCAUGGAAACUGUCGUGAAGCACAGCCGUACAGUGGUGGAGACCGAUCCUCGUACAAACACCCGAGUUGUCAAGAAGGAGAAGGUCUGGAAUUACACAAUUGCCGACAUCACGCUGCUGGCCUUUGGGACUAGCUUUCCCCAGAUUUCUUUAGCUACUAUAGAUGCAAUACAAAAUCUUGGAAAAUUACAUGCUGGAGGUUUGGGUCCUGGAACACUUGUUGGUUCUGCAGCAUUUGAUCUGUUUCCUAUACACGCGGUUUGUGUUGUGGUUCCUAAAGCCGGCGAAUUCAAAAAGAUAUCAGAUCUCGGGGUUUGGAUUGUAGAACUUUUUUGGUCUUUCUGGGCUUACAUUUGGCUCUACAUCAUUCUAGAGGUUAAUGAACACAAUUUUUUCUUUGAAAAAUUGUUUCAAGUUUGUACACCUUCUGCUAUUUUUUGCAGGUAUGGACUCCAAAUGUGGUCACAUUGCGGGAGUCUUUGUUGACGGUUCUCCAGUUUGGGUUGUUGCUUGUACACGCGUAUGCGCAAGACAAGCGUUGGCCAUAUUUGUCCCUCCCACUGAAAAGAUCAGAGAGGCCCGAGGAGUGGGCUCCUGCAGAGGAUGCCACACAUGGACUUACCGUUCGCGGAGAAUGCCUUGAAACACAAUGUGACGGCGAUGAAGAAAGUCAUGUUUAUCAAAUAUUGCCUGGUGCAGAUGUUGUCGAAUCAUUUGCAGACCACCUCAACAAAACAACUGUCAAAGAAGCUGAUAUAUUCUCAAUAUGGAAGCAACAAUUUGUUAACGCACUCAUUGUACCGUUCUUCAUCUUCUCUCUUAACCCAUCGUGCUCCAAAAUUCUAUGAAAACACAAACUUGAGCCCCAAGUCUUUAAGUCUCCUUGCUCUUGAUCAUUUCCAUUUUCAUUUGGUACAUAUAUGUCUUUCAAAUAUGGAGCAGUUGCAAGACGCCGAAUCCAGAAAACUGAACGGCAUGUGCAUUCGGACCACACGUAUUUUCUGGAAAUUACUUGUAGCACCAUGGAGGCUUCUCUUUGCAUCUGUACCUCCCUAUCAGAUUGCCAAUGGCUGGCCUGCCUUCAUAUGCUCUUUGAUCUUCAUCAGUGGGAUAGCUUACGGCGUCACACAGCUCACAGACCUAAUAUCCUGUGUUACAGGAAUAAGUCCUUUUGUCAUUGCAUUCACAGCAUUGGCAGCUGGGACUUCGUGGCCUGAUCUAGUCGCGAGCAAGAUUGCUGCAGAACGCCAGCUUACCGCCGAUUCGGCCAUCGCUAACAUCACUUGCAGCAAUUCGGUGAACAUCUAUAUAGGCAUUGGGGUUCCAUGGCUGAUAGACACACUGUACAACUUUGUCGUGUUCAAGGAGCCAUUGCGGAUACAAAACGCAAAGGGGUUGAGCUUCUCUUUGCUCAUCUUUUUUGCCACUUCGGUUGGGUGCAUCGGUGUGUUGGUUUUCAGGCGAGUGACUUUGGGUGCCGAGCUUGGCGGUCCCAGAUUGUGGGCAUGGGUUACCUCUGUGUAUUUUGUGUUCCUCUGGCUUGUCUUUGUGGUCUUGUCUUCGCUUAAAGUCUCUGCCAUCAUAUAAGACAUUGUUCCAAUGCUUAUAGUUAAUGGUUUAUGGCAACCAAACAUAGUAUAUACUCCGUACAGAAAUAGUAUGAUGAAUGUAAAGUGUAAACAUUGCCAUGUACAAUAUAAUACGAUUUGGUCU